UUUCGCACUUCUGGAACUGGUUUUCACUGAUUUAUGAGAGACACAGUUGGAGACAUUUCCUUUUUAGAAAAGUAGAUUGAAGUCAGCUGACUGUUCGCCAGUUUCAUGUUCGAGUUCUCCGUUCCACCUUAAAUGGUGCUGUAGUUACAUGCUGACUCCCCAGGCGUCGUAAUUACAACUGCUGCAGCAUUUAAGGUGGAACGGGAAAAUUGGAGAAAGCUGACUUCAGCCUCGGAGUGUUCAUGGUGCACACCUUCUGUCCAGACCUGGCUCGAAACGAAUGAUUUAUUUGUGCAAGUCUUCUCCUGCUCCAAGUACCCUCUUGCUGGCAUAUUUUAAAUUUACAUCCAAAUACCCCAAGUGGAAGAUGGCAUCCAGAGGUACUCAGCGACCAUCUUCUGAUCCUCCUGACUCUAACACAUCUCAGAGACGAGGGCAUAAAAAAGAGACCAAGGACAAAAUUCACGUCUGUUCAGAGUGCGGAAAGAGUUUUAAUCGACAGAGUAACCUCAAAGCCCACCAACGCAUUCACACAGGAGAGAAGCCGUAUCACUGCUCAGAGUGUGGGAAGAGCUUUUAUCAACUGAUUAAUCUCCAAACACACCAACGUAUUCACACAGGAGAGAAACCAUUUUGUUGCUCAGAAUGUGGGAAGAGUUUUAAUCAACAGAAUAAUCUUCAAUUCCACCAGCGCAUUCACACAGGAGAGAAACCGUAUCACUGCUCAGAGUGUGGGAAGAGUUUUACUCAACAGAGUCAUCUCCAGCUACACCAGCACAUUCACACAGGAGCAAAGCCACAUUGCUGCUCACACUGUAACAGAAGUUUUAGAGACAAAGGAACUCUCAAAAAACACCAGCGCCUUCACACAGGAGAGAAACCGUAUCAGUGCUCAGAUUGUGGGAAACAUUUUACUCUACAGAGUAGUCUCCAAUCACAUCAGCGCAUUCACACAGGAGAUAAGCCUCACAGUUGCUUAGAGUGCGGCAAGACUUUUACUACACAGAGUCAUCUCAAAGUACACCAGCGCAUUCACACGGGAGAGAAACCGUAUUGCUGCCCUGAGUGUGGGAAGAGGUUUAUUACGCAGAGUAACCUGUACGAACACCAGCGCGUUCACACGGGAGAGAGGCCGUACCGCUGCUCCGAGUGCGGGAAGAGUUUUAAUCAACAGAGUAAUCUCAAAGUACACCAGCGCAUUCACACGGGGGUGAAACCGUAUCACUGCUCUGAGUGUGGACAGAGUUUCAAUCAACAAAUUCAUCUUCAUACACACCAGCGAAUCCACACAGGAGAGAAGCCGUAUCACUGCUCAGAGUGCGGGAAAGGCUUCAAUCAGAAGAGUAAUCUCCAACUGCACCAACGCAUUCACACUGGAGAGAAGCCAUAUAACUGCUCAGACUGUGGGAAGACUUUCACUCAACAGAUUCAUCUCCAACUACACCAGCAUGCUCACACAAGAGAGAGGCCACAUCACUGUCCAUACUGUGGAAAGAGUUUCAGAGACAGACGGCAGCUGCUCACACACCAGCACAUUCACACCGGAGAGAAGCCGUUUUGCUGCUCAGAGUGUGGGAAAAGUUUUGCUCAACAGAGACUCCUCCAGCUACACCAACGCAUCCACACAGGAGAGAAACCGUAUCCCUGCUCUGAGUGCGGGACAAGCUUUAAACAAAAGAUUCAUUUACUGACACACCAGCGCAUCCACACAGGAGAGAAGCCGUACCACUGCUCACAGUGCGGGAAGAGCUUUAACCGGCGGAGUACACUGACGCUACACCAGCGCCUUCACACCGGAGAGAAGCCGUAUCUCUGCACAGACUGUGGGAAGAGUUUUACUAUGCAGAGCAACCUCCUUACACACCGCCGCCUUCACACAGGAGAGAUGCCAUAUUACUGCUCAGAGUGUGGGAAAAACUUCAGGCAUUUGAACACUUUAAAAGUGCACAAGUGCAUCAAGAGGGAGCCAGAGACUUGUGACAUUUGAAACAUUCAAGAGUUUGUUGAACAUGUUUAUUUUCUUAAAUUUUAACACAAAUGAUGUCACCCUUUCUUUGUUUUAUAUAGAUUCUAAGCAAGUCUAUUAAUACUGAAAAAGGCUUGAUUUAAUCCUGUAUGCCUAAAAGAUUAGUGGUUAUUUUGCUUUAUCUGCUCGCUAUUUCUGUGUUUAGUUCAACUGCUUGAUAAGCGCACCUAAUAAACUAGCAACAUACCCUUAAAA
Pygocentrus nattereri (red-bellied piranha) is the source of this 2221-nucleotide messenger RNA. RefSeq names its product gastrula zinc finger protein XlCGF8.2DB-like. Gene Ontology annotation, molecular function: RNA polymerase II cis-regulatory region sequence-specific DNA binding; DNA-binding transcription factor activity, RNA polymerase II-specific. The transcript is spliced from 3 exons. Gene Ontology annotation, biological process: regulation of transcription by RNA polymerase II. The coding region runs from base 281 to 1987 and encodes 568 amino acids. Gene Ontology annotation, cellular component: nucleus. The record is from RefSeq and is a predicted model, not a curated record. NCBI's taxonomy places the organism in Eukaryota, Metazoa, Chordata, Actinopteri, Characiformes, Serrasalmidae.